CGUCAUUAUUAUCAUAGUCAAAAUCAAUUACCUCAACCACAACUAAGUCAUUAUUUAAUUAAUCUUCAUUCUUGGAAAUUAACUCAUCAACCACAUGAACCAACUCUUCAUUGGAAUUAUCGCUUUCGUCAACAACAACACCUACAAAUCGAUUUAGAAGAAGAAGAUCAAUCAAUUUAUUGUCCUAAAAUUCUUAAUUUUCCAUUAAUGUCUAAACGUCGAAGGGAAUUCUCGCCAUCUCUUGAAAUAUCAAAUAAACGUGAAAAAUCUUCUCAUUUUGAAUUAAAACUUCCAAAACGAAUAUGGUCAAAUACAAAUUAUGAAGAACAUUUAAUAAAAAGUCGUUAUUAUCAUUUUAAUUUUCAUAUAAUAAGUUAUAAUAUUUUUGCUCAAAAAUUGAUUAAAAAUAAUUUAUUUGUUAUAUGA
Messenger RNA from Rotaria sordida, 426 nucleotides. NCBI's taxonomy places the organism in Eukaryota, Metazoa, Rotifera, Eurotatoria, Philodinida, Philodinidae. The record is from the annotation of a GenBank genome assembly.